AUGAAAUUUCCUUCUCCUUACGAGCACAUUCUCCCCGAAGAUAUUCCAUGUACAUGGCCUCCACAACCACCAGACAAUACAAAAUUAAAUGAUCGAAUAAGAGGAUCAAUGUUGGGUCUUGCCAUAGGAGAUGCGCUCGGAGCCAGCGUGGAAUUUAGAUCUUAUGAAUAUCUUCUCGCACACCCCGUCCACAAUAUGCAGUCUGGAGGUACUUGGGGUCUACAGGCAGGCCAAUGGACCGAUGAUACCUCGAUGGCUUUGUGUCUUGCCUCAUCACUCAUCACCAAACGAAAUUUUGAUCCUUAUAACCAAAUGGUUCGCUACAAAUGGUGGUAUAAAUAUGGAUUCCUUGCAUCGACAGGGCAUUGUUUUGAUAUUGGGAAAGCCACUCGUCAGGCUCUUGAUGAGUUCUCGCGACGUCAGCACAUACUAAAGUCUACUUUUGGCUUACGCACCGAAAUUGAAGUUGAUCAUCUGUCAUUUCAACAAGUGAAACAAGUACCCAAGUUCGAUGUAAAUUGUAGUCAACCAAAUGUUGCCGGAAAUGGGGCUCUAAUGCGUCUAGCACCAGUACCGCUCUAUUUCUUUCGAAAUCCUGUACUGGCCGUCGAACUCUCUGGUCAAAGUGCUCGUCUGACUCAUGGAAGUCAGAAAGCAAUCGAUGCAUGCCGCUAUUACGGGGCUCUGAUCGUAGCAGCUCUUCGUGGUGAAAGAAAAGGGCAACUACUUAGUAGACAAUUUUAUAAUAACCAUAGAGCAUGGUUUGGCUCAAAGGGUCUCUGUAAGGAGGUACGCCAUGUAGCCUUUGGAUCAUAUAAAAAGCCAGGAGGCUAUGAAAUGGGUAUUCGAGGACGUGGUUAUGUUAUUAAUGCACUCGAGGCAGCUUUAUGGGCUUUUUGGAGUGAUCAAAACUCGUUCCAAAAUGGUGUUCUUGCUGCAGUCAAUCUUGGAGAUGAUACUGAUACUACAGCCGCUAUUUACGGGCAAUUAGCAGGUGCCUACUAUGGCACAACAAAUAUCUUACCAGAUUGGUUAGAACAACUCUAUGCAAAUGAUCUUAUCACUUGUAUUAGUGAUUGGCUAUACUAUUUGGGACAUAAAAGUAGUUUAGCAGUUAAGACUCCCAAUGAUAUGUUCUAUCGCAUAUCGACACGUUUGCAACAAAAACAUUUACUUCGUACUAUUAGUACGCAUGAUAGGGUGUUCGGUCCAGUAGUUUCUCGUCGAGUCAAUAAAAUCAAGAAGGCUUCUCCUCGUUCACACAUUUGUUGGUCACAACGUCAGAAGUGGAUGUCUAACAGAGGACUCGUAUAUCCUAAUUAUCAAUAA
Molecule: messenger RNA, 1329 nt
Organism: Rotaria sp. Silwood2
Lineage: Eukaryota; Metazoa; Rotifera; Eurotatoria; Philodinida; Philodinidae
Source: the annotation of a GenBank genome assembly